Messenger RNA from Plasmodium inui San Antonio 1, 1941 nucleotides. RefSeq lists its product as hypothetical. The coding region runs from base 1 to 1941 and encodes 646 amino acids. The record is from RefSeq and is a predicted model, not a curated record. NCBI's taxonomy places the organism in Eukaryota, Apicomplexa, Aconoidasida, Haemosporida, Plasmodiidae. The transcript has a single exon.
AUGAACAGUAAUUCAAUCUUCGAAAAUCUGAGCGAUUUCUCAAAUUCGUACGUGGACAGAAUUCACAGGAGGGAAGAGGACGACGACGCCAAUAUAUCGUUCCUGUGCAAGAGGAAGGAAGAAGUUCUACAUAAUAGAAGGGUGAAUAUUGAUAAUUUACUCCUAAAUAGUGAGUACAAUUUCGUAGCGCAGUUAGACAUAGUUAAUAAGCACAUCCCUGUGGAACCCUACACACCAGACCUUUCUCAUCAUGUGAGGGGAACUAAACGGAGUGACAAAAGGUUUGGUGGUGCAGAUGGGGACCCAAGCCGGCAAAGGAUGCGGCCGAAAAUGACCUCCAAAGUGCUGCUGCCCCCAGUGGGGCAACUGGUAAGGAAAAAGGCCGAGAAAAAUGCUAGGCAAAGCAUGAAGCAAGCGGUUAAACAAAGGAUCGCGCAAACAAUGCGAAACAACUCAUCAGAAGAGGUGGGUCUAGGGAUACGAGAGAACACACCUCAAGCGUUAGAUCGAGGAACACGACAGAACACACCUCAAGCGGUAGGUCGAGGAACACGACAGAACACACCUCAAGCGGUAGGUCGAGGGAUACGACAAAAAACACCCCAAACGGUAGGACAAGAGGGUAGGCAUGGCGAGGAACCCGGGGAGAUGCAUACAAACGAACGAGACCAAGAAGUGAGCGAAGAAAAACAUCUCAGCAGCCCCACUUCUUGCUCCGACUCGUAUGACAAAAAUAUGUACAGCAAUUAUUAUCUACUGAACAAAAGUUGCGCCUACUUAAAGUCAAAAUGUGUUAGGGAUACAGUUUUAGAUCCAUAUACAAUGGAGGUGGAGGAACGGAUCAAUGGAAACCACCAGGCUAAUCUUGGUGAUGAAAAUGAUGAGAAAGAUUGUCACACGUGUGUCGAGAGUUAUCCUUAUGAUAACGAAAAAGUGCCUAAAAAAAGGGCGUUCCAUUUCAAAAUUGAUAAGGAAGAAAAAGAUUCCGAUUUGGGAACAUAUAAUGGUAAUGUGAGCUCGGACAUAUUACUAUAUAAUAGCGAAUGUGAUGAUGGAAAGUACCCGGAUAAAAUAGAGACAUAUGAUUCUUUAAAAGAAUGUGAGUAUGAAAAUGGCACCAAUUCUGCGGACCGAACAAAAUACGACGAUGAUGCAUCAUCUUUCGAGAUGCUACACAUUUUUGAGAACGAAAAAGACACCAACAUUUCAGAUAUAAAAAAUUUCUCCAUGCGCACACAUUGCUACAGACACAGUGGAGAAAGGUAUGCAGAGCAAAAAAAAGCAUCAUCGAGUAACAUGUCUCAAUUGAUGAAAAUAAAAUUUCUAAUAAAUAAAAGAAAAAAUUCAUCCAACAGAAAAAAUGCAAGUUGCCCAUUUUGUGAUCAUAAAAAUAACAACAUAUUUGUAAAAUUCCUCACGGCUGAAAUAAAAAUAGAAACAAAGAUAUACAAGUUAAUUUUAUUUCUCUACCUUUUGAUACUAUUGUCACUCUUUAAGGAUAUAUCUAAUUACAUAGUUAUUACAAGAAAGUGCUACAACAUAUAUGAAAAUCCAAUAAAAUCUAUUAAAAGAAUAUUAAAAUGUGUAAUUUGGGCUUUAAAAAUUGGGUAUAAAUUCACUUGUCCAUUUAUUCUGUAUCUGUUAUCAUUUUUUGGUGUAAUAAUUUUCCGCACUUUUUUACUUCUCAAUAUUCCUAUCUUCCUUUUGUUACUUUAUUGCAAAUUUUUUCUGAAAAAUGAGGAUUCCACUGUUAAGCUGUACCUCCUUUUUGUUGUCAACAUGUACAAGUAUAUUGUUUUCCAUCUUGUUCACAUUUUAAAGAAUUAUUCCAAUCACAUUUGUUUUCGUGAUUUUUUGUCUGUCCUUUGCGUAUCCUUUCAUUUCAUUUUUGUUUCCCUCUAUCGAAUUGUCCACAGAAUUUACACUAAUAAAAUUCGUUAA